CAGGUUUGCUGGCAAUCUGCGUUUGGGCGUUAAUGCUUCUUAUUUUCAUAUUCGCCUUGAAUCUUUUUCUGCAACAAAAGGAGAUGAACUACGUGUUUAUUAGUCUUAGCAUAUUACUUCCGUUAUUCUUAAUUGGUGUAUUACUAUAUGUAAUCUUCUCUAGAACCAAGAUUAGGAAGGAGGAAGUUGAGCUGGUAGGCAAGAAACAUGGAGACAUUUUUAGAAUCUGGAACUAUGAUGGAAAUAUGGCAUAUGAAGACAUCAUUAAGGCAACAAAGAACUUUGAUGUUCGGUAUUGCAUUGGAGGAGGAAGCUAUGGCACUGUUUACAGAGCCAGGUUGUCAAGUGGGAAAGUGGUGGCUGUGAAAAAGCUUCACGACAUGGAAAGCGAGAAUCCAACCUAUGUGAAGAGCUUUAGGAACGAAGCCCAAAUGUUAUCCAACAUUAGGCAUCGAAACAUUGUAAAGCUCUAUGGGUUCUGUUUACACAGGAGAGGUAUGUUUCUGGUUUAUGCCUACAUGAAGAGGGGAAGUUUGUUUGGUGCCUUGAGGAAUAGAAAUGCAGCUACACAAUUGGAUUGGAUUAAGAGGAUGAAUUUGAUCAAGGGGAUUGCAAAUGCAUUGUCAUACCUGCACCAUGAUUGCAGACCACCUAUGAUUCAUAGGGAUGUAUCAAGUAAGAAUAUUCUUCUGAAUUCAGAGCUUGAAGCAAGUCUCUCCGACUUUGGUACAGCAAGACUGCUGGAGCUUGAUUCAUCAAAUCAGACAACAGUGGCAGGCACUUAUGGUUACAUAGCACCAGAGCUAGCCUAUACAAUGGUGGUAACCGAAAAGGUUGAUGUUUAUAGCUUUGGCAUUGUGGUCUUGGAGACAUUGUUUGGAAAACAUCCAGGAGAGUUUCUCUCCUCCUUGUCACCAGAAUCUGCUAAACAAACAAAGCUGAAGGAUCUACUGGAUGCGCGUCUAGUCCCUCCUGUAAAUCGCUUGGUUGCUCGCGAUGUGGUUCUUGCUGUAACAUUGGCAAUGGCUUGCUUAGAUCCCAACCCAAAAUCUCGACCAACAAUGCAGCAGGCAGUGCUGCAAUUUAUUUUCCCCACUAGAAACUCAACCAUUCCUCUGCAUGCCAUCACCGUGGACCAGUUGAUGCCUCCACGAUUUAGUGCGCAAUACGUUGCAAGGACUUUACCAGUACAAAUAAUGGGGGAGGGAGAGGGCAGAAAAGUAGCUCGUCUGCAAAGUUUUCAGGCUGUUUAGAUAGUAUUCUAUGUAGAUAUAACUACCGCCAUACCCAAGGCAUCAUCCGAGUACUGUAUCAUGCACUCACACCUAUGGAUCCUACAUAUAUUGACUAGUAAUAUUAGUAAUUACUUGUAUUA
Coffea arabica (coffee) is the source of this 1375-nucleotide messenger RNA. Its product is annotated as MDIS1-interacting receptor like kinase 2-like. Lineage: Eukaryota; Viridiplantae; Streptophyta; Magnoliopsida; Gentianales; Rubiaceae. The record is from RefSeq and is a predicted model, not a curated record. Gene Ontology annotation, biological process: protein phosphorylation. Gene Ontology annotation, molecular function: protein kinase activity; ATP binding.